Adineta ricciae is the source of this 465-nucleotide messenger RNA. The record is from the annotation of a GenBank genome assembly. NCBI's taxonomy places the organism in Eukaryota, Metazoa, Rotifera, Eurotatoria, Adinetida, Adinetidae.
AUGUGUCUCGAUCAUCUUAGCAUUCAUACGUACGAUUUCCGCAGAGCAGUUUCGUUCUAUGAAACCGUUCUUGCUACGUUGGGUUAUAAACGAUUAAUUACAAUUCCAGGCGAUAGAGCAGUUGGUUUUGGUGGUCGAUUUCCGUCAUUUUGGAUUUCACCUGCAAAAACACCGGCUGGAGAAGGCUCACUCAUUGGAGCUCAUAUUGCUUUUGUUGCCAAGUCUCGCCGGGAUGUUGAUGAAUUCUAUCGGGUUGCGUUACAAAAUGGCGCAAAAGAUAAUGGACCACCCGGUCUUCGUCCGUUAUAUCAUCGAUUUUAUUACGGUGCUUUUGUAAUCGAUGCUGAUGGAAAUAAUAUCGAAGCUGUUAAUCAUUUCGACUGGCGAGUUUAUAUCGGAUGGAAAACCAUGUUAACACCAUUUUUGUUGGUAGCAAUUGGUGUAAUUAUUAAGAAAUACUUUUAA